This is a messenger RNA of Didymodactylos carnosus, 996 nucleotides long. The record is from the annotation of a GenBank genome assembly. Lineage: Eukaryota; Metazoa; Rotifera; Eurotatoria; Philodinida; Philodinidae.
AUGUCAUUGGUAAUUGAUAACGCCAAGUUUCACGAAAUUAUUCAAGAACAAAUUGCUAAACAAAAACAUGAUCAUACGGAAACAAAAUUCAACCACAAAAUUUAUCGUACAAUAAUAAAAAAAGUAAAACGCAAAAUACGUCGACAAGUAGUUGCCAGAAAACGUGAUGAACAAAUCCAAAUCGAAGAAGAUCAACGUUCAAAAGAUCCGUUAUAUCAAGCAGGGUUGGCACAACAAGAAGAAAUUCAAAAAAAAAAAGAAUUAGAAGAGGAAAAAGAAAAGAAAUGUCAACUAUGGCAUGAACGUGAACUCUUAGCAAAAAUUCAAUGGGAAGCGAAACAGAAGAGAGAACAAGCUGCCAAAAUACAACAACAGCAACAAGCUAAAACAGUACAUGCUUUAUCAACGAAGACAUCGAAUUUGAAAAUUAAAUCAACUAGAACAUCCGCAUCUAAAAUUCAAAUUGAAAAAGAAAAGCCAACAGCUGUUAUUGGCCAGCAAUUAGAAGAUCAACCAACGCAUAAUCCAUUCGCGUCUGGUAUUGCUGGUAUUGAAAGACCGAAAUGUUCAUUUUUUUUGAAAACGGGCGUAUGUAAAUAUAAUGAAAGAUGUUCUCGUUUUCAUGAUCGACCAGAUGUAAGCAAUACGAUUUUACUUUUGAAUAUGUAUUCAAAUUUUGAAAUGCAAUAUGGUCUUGAUGACGAAUAUGAUGCAGAUAUUGGUCUUGAAUUUGAAGAAUCUGAACGUUAUCAAAAUUUUAAAGAAUUUUAUUAUGAUGUUCUACCAGAAUUUGAAGCAUUUGGACACGUUGUUGAAUUUAAAGUUUGUUCAAAUUUUGAAAUACAUUUAAGAGGAAAUGUUUACGUACAAUUUAAAACGGACGAUGAAGCAGUACGUGCAUUUCAACGAAUGAAUGGGCGCUUUUAUGGUGGAAAAAUGUUACAAUGUGAAUUUGUUAAUAUCACAAACUGGAAAAAUUCUAUUUGUGGUAUGUAG